Messenger RNA from Saccostrea echinata, 1702 nucleotides. RefSeq names its product cysteine-rich secretory protein LCCL domain-containing 1-like. Lineage: Eukaryota; Metazoa; Mollusca; Bivalvia; Ostreida; Ostreidae. The record is from RefSeq and is a predicted model, not a curated record. Gene Ontology annotation, cellular component: extracellular region. Bases 5 to 1552 code for a protein of 515 amino acids. Gene Ontology annotation, molecular function: calcium ion binding. The transcript is spliced from 16 exons.
CAGCAUGAGGAGGUUGAUAAUAUUGUUCUCUGUCGUCUGCGCGGUGCAGAUGGUGACAGCAAUGUUCAUUACUAGGAAGGGUGCAGAAGAAAAAUCAUUGGAUAAGAGAGAAAAAAUAUUGAAGCUGCUUAGGCUUCUGAAGAAAAAUUAUCCUUCAGAAGAUAGCAAGACUACCAGUGAAGACGGAAUAUCAUUCGAACUAGCGCCACAAGAGGAUGAGAAAACAGAAUUGAACAGGCGAGGAAACUCAGCAAGUUUUAUGGAUGGCAGGGCAAUCAACCCAGCGGAUAUGUCUCCGGCGCAUGUAUCGCUGGAGAAGAAAGCACUAUCUUCGGAGGCGCAGGCGUUUUUAAAUGCUCACAACGAGAAGCGGCGGAUCGUCAACCCCACUGCAACAAGCAUGAAAGAAAUGGUUUGGAGCACAGAUCUUGAAAACCUUGCCAGGAACUAUGCCAAAAACUGCAACUUUGCUCAUAAUCAACAGAGAUCCAAUGGCAUGCCUUAUUAUGUCGGCGAGAAUCUGUAUGUUAACUCAGGGGAUAUAUCACCUGGUGUGGCAGUAACGAGCUGGGAUAAUGAGAAGAACGACUACUCAUUCACAAAUAACUACUGUGACCCAAACAGCAAGUAUGGUUGUGGCCACUAUACUCAGGUUGUCUGGGCAAAUUCUGAAUACCUUGGGUGUGCAAAACAUUACUGCAGCUAUGUUACAAAUUUUGGACCAGGAUAUUUAGUUGUUUGCAACUAUGGUCCUGGGGGUAAUGUUAAUGGAGCGAGACCAUUCACUAGUGGACAAACUUGUAGUAAUUGUCCAGCCGGAUACACAUGUGUGAACAAACUAUGCAGCAAAUCUGGUGGAUCAGGUGGAACUGGGACCAACCCCUGUUCAACGAAUCCAUGCAAAAAUGGUGGCACUUGCAGUUCUGUCUCUGGGAAUGCAGUUUGUCAGUGCACCAGUGGUUGGACUGGAAGUACAUGUGAAACACAAGCUUCCUCUAACUGUUCACCUAACCCCUGUAAGAAUGGUGGUACCUGUUCGGACAAUGGUUCUUCUUUCAGUUGUAAAUGUUCAUCCUCUUGGUCAGGUUCCACAUGUGAAACACUGGUAACACAAGCUAACAUCGAUAUGUGUGGUUUUGAAAACUCUAUGUGUCUCAGUAACUACAACGGUAACGAUGUCGAUUUUAAAAGGUAUAGCUCGUUUACUAUGAAUGGCGUGAGUGUUCAAGCACCAGAAGGGGGAGCAUUUGCUGCAGCUUAUGCUGGGUACAUUUCUAAUACACAGUAUGCUUAUCUGAUGUCAAAUUAUUUACCAGAGAAAGCCGUGAAAGUGACAUUCCAGUACAGAACAGUAGGGACUGCUAGAAUGACAUUUGUGUACAAACAGGAUGGGAAGGAUUAUACAGCGCCGUUUUCAUAUUAUAACAGCAAUGGCUUCUGGCAAACGUAUACCGUGAGCAUACCUGCUGGGAAGAAUACAUUCUUUUAUUUCAAAGCUUCUCUGAGCGCAUUCUCCUUGGUUGGUAUCGAUGAUGUCAAGAUACAAUAUUGAAGGUGACAUUUGGACAGAAAUCCUGGCAUAGAAAAGGGAUGUAAAGAAAUGCAAUAACACUAUAAGGCUUACUAACUUAAGAAUUAAGAAUCAUUUGUAAAUAUUUAUCCAGAUCUUUAAUUCCAAUAAAAUAUGUUUGUUCAUCUGCAA